This is a messenger RNA of Colletotrichum spaethianum, 642 nucleotides long. RefSeq lists its product as uncharacterized. The transcript has 2 exons. The record is from RefSeq and is a predicted model, not a curated record. Lineage: Eukaryota; Fungi; Ascomycota; Sordariomycetes; Glomerellales; Glomerellaceae. The coding region runs from base 1 to 642 and encodes 213 amino acids.
AUGAUUGGUCCAGGCGGAGAUGCGCCUAUGGCGCUCGGCGUCCUUUGGGGCUUGACUGCUCUUACGUUGUGCUUCGUUUUGCUGCGGCUGUAUACGAGAAUUUUCAUUCUUCAAGCUUAUGGUAUUGAUGACCACUUUUACAAUUUCGCAUUUGUUCUGUUCGUCGCCUACGAUGUUAUGCUUACACUCUCUGCCUACCACGGCUUCGGCAGAGAGAUCAUGACACUCGACACGCCAGACGUACCGAAAGCCAUCUUGUACGAGGCCAUCGGCUCGACCAUACUCGUCUUUGCUAUCGUCGUAUCUAAAGCUUCCUUGGCACUGUUUCUGCUCCGACUUGUAAAUACACGCAUACAUCGGAUUGUCGUCCUUGGACCAGUCGUCAUUCUCUUCCUCUUCGCCGUCGUCUCACUCUUGGUCUUCUGGUUCUCGUGCACACCGAUAGAAUUUCUCUGGAACAGGUUCAUCCCUGGCGGGGCUUGUAACAUCGACCCCGGUCCUAUCUCGACAGCUGCUGGAGCAUGGAGUGUUGUGGUCGACUUCUGGUACGCUGUCACACCAUGGGCAGUGCUGUGGAAUGUACAGAUGCCGAGGCGUGAGAAGCUACUCAUCAACGUCAGUAUGAGCUUGGGUGUGAUGUAA